UCUCCUCUAUCUCCUCUAUCUCAUCUAUUUCAUCUAUCUCAUCUAUAUUCAUCUUACAUGGCCAACUGGUUCAGUCGGCGUUUGACAGCGCCAGGUGCUCGAGUCCAACUCAACCAGACUGAAUGGACAAUUGUCGAAGAGGUGGACCGACAGGAUCUCUCAGCGGACGAGGAGGACCUGCGCAUCAGCAUUGAACCCUGCUACGGCUAUGCACUACUUCUCUGCCGCCCCUCCCAGAGUCGUGAAACACAAGCGUCUGCAUUUAUGCGGAUCUACCUCCAAACCCCAAUGCUCAAUACUGAAGGCGAGGAUCCGAUAGACCGCUCCCAGCAAGCUACGACUUACACCCCUUCUGAGUUGACUGCACUACAGAAAUUCACCGAAGGAGGUGUGCGGUAUACUCCGCGCCUUCUUGACUGGCGUUCAAGCCAGCAGGAUGAAUCUAGACCGGUGCCUGGCGGGUUCAUCAUAUGGGUAGUCUGGGAGAUUGUGCCAGGAAUCCGGCUCGGAGAUGACUUUGGUGGUGAUAUAUUCUGGACUCUACCCCGUUCGGAGCGUGAUGCAGUUCGUUCUGCAUUUGAGGAUGGCUAUAAGACACUUCUAGAAUAUGGCUAUCUUAUCGAAUUUGGCAGAGCAAAAAAUCUUGUCUGGGAUAGGGAGACGCAGCGGCUCUACUUUGUUGGAUUUUGGAGAUGUGGGAUACAUCCUUCAGAUAGGUGGACUCCCAAGGCAUUCGUCACAUUCAAUCUAGUCAAGACACCGAGGCUUCGGCGCAUGCUGUCGGACCCAGAUUGGGAUGGAGAUCCGCAAAAUUGGGAGUUCUAG
Penicilliopsis zonata CBS 506.65 is the source of this 825-nucleotide messenger RNA. RefSeq lists its product as hypothetical. The transcript is spliced from 2 exons. NCBI's taxonomy places the organism in Eukaryota, Fungi, Ascomycota, Eurotiomycetes, Eurotiales, Aspergillaceae. The record is from RefSeq and is a predicted model, not a curated record. Bases 58 to 825 code for a protein of 255 amino acids.